AUGGCCACCGGUAGCGAAUGCAUGACGGCAACUAUCAUCGUGGCGGCCACACCGUCCAUGGGAAUGAGCUACAAAACACGUAUGCCAUGGCCCAAACUAAAGCGAGAAAGCGGCUACUUUGAAUCCACGACCACAAGAAGCACAGACCCGCAAACGAUGAAUGCUGUGAUAAUGGGCUACAAGACGUGGGACAAGACUCCUACCAAGAGAUACCCCGGCCGAAUCAAUGUUGUCAUCACACAAAACCCAGAGAAAGUUCGGCCUCGGUUGCAGGGUGAUUUGAGGACAGAGCCGCUUCAUGUGGCGACAAGCCUUGAAGGCGCAAUGGAGCUUCUGUCGGAGACUUACCGGUGCUCGAGCUCGAGCUCCUCGGAUGGCUCAUUUGGCAGCGGCAGUUGGCUUCCAGAUCUGGGCCGCGUAUUUAUCAUCGGUGGGGCUGGGCUGUGUCAUGAGGCACUGCAGAUGCCGUGGGUAGAUCGUCUGCUGCUUACGCGGAUCGGAGCCGAUUUCAACGCCGACACGUUCUUUCCUUUGGAUAUUGAUGGCCGCGGGAAUGGUGAGUGGGCUCGGCAAAGUGACAGGGCUUUUCAAGACUGGGUAGGGCCUGAUGCUCCGGAUGGCAUGCAGAUUGAGGACGGAAUUGCAUGGGAGGCGUACAUGUUUACGCGGACUGCUUGA
Metarhizium brunneum ARSEF 3297 is the source of this 678-nucleotide messenger RNA. Its product is annotated as Dihydrofolate reductase. Lineage: Eukaryota; Fungi; Ascomycota; Sordariomycetes; Hypocreales; Clavicipitaceae. The record is from RefSeq and is a predicted model, not a curated record. Gene Ontology annotation, cellular component: mitochondrion. Gene Ontology annotation, biological process: folic acid metabolic process; glycine biosynthetic process; dihydrofolate metabolic process. Gene Ontology annotation, molecular function: NADP binding; dihydrofolate reductase activity.